Apus apus (common swift) is the source of this 7720-nucleotide messenger RNA. RefSeq names its product growth regulating estrogen receptor binding 1 (gene GREB1). Gene Ontology annotation, biological process: multicellular organism development. The transcript has 32 exons. Bases 1 to 5862 code for a protein of 1953 amino acids. The record is from RefSeq and is a predicted model, not a curated record. Lineage: Eukaryota; Metazoa; Chordata; Aves; Apodiformes; Apodidae.
AUGGGAAAUUCCUACGCUGGCCAGCUCAAGACAACACGUUUUGAAGAAGUCCUGCAUAAUUCCAUCGAGGCCUCUCUCCGCUCAAACAACUUGGUUCCCAGACCAGUCUUUUCUCAGCUGUAUCUGGAAGCUGAACAGCAACUGUCAUCACAAGAAGCAGGCAGCAGAGCAGAUAAUGAGGAAGAAGAAGAAGAGGAGGAGGAAGAAGGCUCAGAAUCAAGUAGUCCUCCUGUGUCCUACCAGAUGAAGCCUCCCCCAGAAGGAUGUUGCACCACUGAUGGUUUCUGCCAGGCUGGUAAAGACUUGAGGCUGGUUUCAAUUUCCAACGAACAUAUUGAGGUACCAUCAGGAUUUUUACUUGUGGGUGCAAAGUCACCACACUUACCUGAUCACCUUUUAGUGUGUGCUGUGGACAAGAGGUUCUUGCCAGACGACAAGGGGCGCAACGCUCUGCUGGGCUUCUCUGGCAAUUGUGUUGGCUGUGGCAAGAAGGGUUUCUGCUACUUUACAGAAUUCUCAAAUCACAUUAAUCUUAAACUGACCACUCAGCCCAAGAAACAGAAACACUUAAAGUAUUAUCUGGUCAGGAAUGCACAGGGAGCUCUGACCAAAGGAUCUGUAAUCUGCUGGAAAGGGGCAGAGUUCAGAGGCCAGCAACCUUCAUCCAGCACCUGCUCCAGCACCUUGUUCCAGCUGCCGGAGGGUUCGGGGCUCUCGGGAAGCACCUGGAAUGAGCCACUUCCAGCAGCACACCCAGCAGGAACGCAGCACCCAGCUGCAGCCAUGGAUCACAGCCCUUCAACAGCAGCGUUCAGCUCAGCAGCUCAUAAUGGCAAGGAGUCGCCUAAACAGCAGCUGGUGAAAAGUAACCUGUCUGCUCUGACAAGACCUGCAGUCUUAGGCACUUUAACAAAUUCAGGGCCUCCCAAGAAGCGCCACAAAGGUUGGUCACCAGAAUCUCCAUCAUCUACUGAAACUUGGAACUUGCAGGGCAACCCACAGGCUCCAAACAGAACUAAAAAUGAUGGAGGAAGCCUGUCAUCUGCACCACACUCUGCUUUGGUGGGGCCAGCCUCAUCUCCCAUGGUGGGCUCAGGAGAGCCAGUCUCAGUUCCUGACAACUUGCUGAAGAUCUGUAAAGCAAAGCCAGUUAUAUUUAAAGGUCAUGGAAACUUCCCAUAUCUUUGUGGGAACAUCAAUGAUGUGAUAGUGAGUCCUUUGUUGUACACCUGUUACAGAAACUCACAGUCUUUAUCUAGAGCAUAUGAACAGUACGGGGCCUCCACAAUACAGCCCAUUUCAGAGGAAAUGCAGCUCUUACUGACCGUCUACUACCUUGUGCAACUAGCCUCGGACCAGGUCCCCUUGAUGGAGGAUCUGGAGCAGAUCUUCACGCGCUCGUGGCGGGAGUCGCACCUCUCUGAGAUCCGGCAGUUCCAGCCGGUGCUGCCGGGCUUGGUGGCACCUGCCACCCCUGCCACCCCUGCCACCCCUGCCACCCCUGCCACCCCUGCCACCCCCGUCACCCCAGCACAGCUGCCCUGGCUGGCCGGCCUGGCCGCCACCUCCUGCAACAACAGCGUCCACAUCAUCGAGUGCAGCUGCUCCCUGGCUGAGGGGCUCUCCGAAAUGUUCAAGCUCCUGAUGGAAGGAAAAUUGAGCAAGACCAACUACGUGGUGAUCAUCUGUGCCGGUAGGAAUCGAGCCAUUGAUUCCUGCAUCGUGAUAACAGGAAAGUAUCAAGCAAGAGUUCUGUCUGAGAGCAUGCUCACUCCUUCAGACUACCAAAAAGAAGUAAACUAUCAGCUGGUCACAGGGAAAGUGGAAACUCUGGGGUCCUUCUUUAGCACACUUUGCCCAGAGGGUGACAUUGACCUUUUGCUGGAGAAAUUUUGUCAGGAAAACCAAGGGCACAUCUCUUCAUCACUUUCUGCCUCAGUGAAUAAACCAACAGCACUGAACGGAACCGGAGCAGCUGCGUGUACAAGUUAUGAGAUUGAACGACAUCAGAUCCGUCCAUUCCAGCUGGCAGUGGCCCAGAAGUUGCUGUCUCAUAUUUGCUCAAUUGCUGACUCCAGCACUCAAAAUCUUGAUUUGGGCUCCUUCGAAAAAAUUGAUUUCUUGAUUUGUGUUCCACCCUCCGAAGUGACUUACCAGCAGACUUUGUUUCAUCUCUGGCACUCAGGUAUUUUAUUAGAACUUGGAUUAGAAAAGGAGCAUCUUACAAAGCAGAGGGUGGAACAGUAUGUUAUGAAAAUAGAUCCAGAAGCCCAGAUUAAAUUCAAAGUCUUUUUACAAAACUCUAUGCAGAAUCCACAUACACUCUUUGUCCUAAUCCAUGACCACGCACACUGGGAUCUAAUGAGUGCUGUGCAUAGCCUUUACCCUCAGGCAGAGCUGUCUGCAGGGCUGGUUGACAGACUGUUGAACUGCAGGGAGGUGAAGGAGGCGCCAAACAUCGUGACCCUCCACGUGACGUCCUUCCCCUACGCGCUGCAGACACAGCACACCCACAUCAGCCCUUACAACGAGAUCCACUGGCCUUCCUCCUACAGCAAUGGUGUAGAUUUAUACCACGAAAACAAGAAAUACUUUGGACUGUCAGAAUUCAUUGAGUCCACCCUCUCUGGACACAGCAUUCCACUGCUUCGGUACGACAGCUCUUUCGAAGCCAUGGUCAUGGCUUUGGGAAAGAGGUUUCCCAGAUUACACAGUGCAGUGAUCAGGACUUUUGUCCUCAUCCAGCACUACUCUGCAGCUAUGAUGGCAGUGUGUGGUCUUUCUCAGAUGAAGAACUACACCUCAGUGGAAACUCUGGAAAUCACCCAAAACCUCAUAAACUCAUCAAGACAAUGUCCUAGUGGCCAUGGCCUCAUGGUGGUGUUGAGAAUUCCAUGUACUCCCCUGGCUGCAGUGGCCUAUGAGCGACUGAAUAAUGUGAGGGAAAGACUGGCCCUUGAAGAGAACUUUGAGAUAAUCUUGGGAAACCCGAACUCUGGAAUCACCAUAGGGAAGCACUUUGUGGAGCAACUGAAGGUCUGGCAGAAAAUCGAAGAUGCAGAUUGGAGACCACAGACCUAUUUGGAAUUGGAAGGUUUGCCUUGUAUAUUGAUAUUUAGUGGUAUGGAUCCACAAGGGGAGUCUUUGCCACGAUCACUGAGAUACUGUGACCUGCGUUUAAUAAAUUCAUCUUUGGUCAGAACAACCUUGGAGCAAGAACUUGGCCUGGCAGCAUACUUUGUGAGCUCAGAGGUUCACACAGAAAAAGCAGUUGUGAAUGAUGUGUUGGAAAGUGACCAAGAGAAACUAAGCAGCACUGAUAAUGAAGAUGAAGAAAUCGCCACAGAAGGUUCUACUUCAGAAAAGAGAAGUCCUAUGAAAAGAGAAAGAUCUCAUUCCCAUGACUCUGCAUCUUCAUCUCUCUCUUCAAAAGCUUCCAUUACAGCAUUCUGCAGUGAGUCAUCUCCUCUGGUAACAGCAGCAGGAGACACGGCCAAAUCCCCCCACCAAGCUCUGAGCAACAGCACUGAGGAAACUACAAAUAACUGCGAAAGGCAGAAGCAGAAGGUAGACAAGGGGGCACAAACAACCAUCAGCAAACACUUGCCACCGGUAACUGAACAGCUGGAUACGAAGCAAAACAUAAGAAGUGCCCAAAUUUCCAUCGCCUCAUCAUCCUCUCCCCCUUUCUCCUCCUCUUCUUCCUCCUCUGCACCUCCUCAUAACUCCUUCAUCCUACAGAGCUCUCAGUGCUCCAUGGCCAAAGCAUCAAAGCAGCCUCCCAUAAUUUUCCUGCCCAAGCUGGUUUAUGACAUUAUUACUUCCACGGACAGCAGUGGGCUUCCCAAAUCCUCCUCCCUCUUGCCUUACCACUCUGUCAUGUGGGCAAGUUCCUUCCGUCCCCUGAUGAGCAAGAUGAUGACCUGCACGGAGCAGUCCCUCUACUACCGCCAGUGGACGGUGCCCAAGCCCAUCCACAUGGACUACACCAACAGAAGUGAGGGCAGGAUGGACACCUUCCACCCCAGGAGGCUGCUGCUGAGUGGGCCACCACAGAUAGGGAAAACAGGUGCCUACCUGCAGUUCCUCAGCAUUUUGUCCCGAAUGCUGAUUAGACUGACAGAAGUGGAUGUUUAUGAUGAGGAAGAAAUCAACAUUAGCAUAAAGGAGGACUCUGAUCAAUGCUACCAUCAGCCUGGAGAUCUGUGGCCAGAUCUGGAGACAUUUAAGAAGAUGCCUUUUGACUACACUAUCCAUGACCCAAAAUACGAAGAUGCAAGUCUGAUCUGCUCAAAGCUGCAAACUAUCAACAGUGAAGGCAGCUCGGCGAGCAGGAGGCAGGAGGACACGUACACGCGCCGCCAAACCACGCGGAUGAGGCUGUCCAAGUACGCAGCCUACAACACCUACCACCACUGCGAGCAGUGCCACCAGUACAUGGGCUUCAACCCCAGGUACCAGCUGUACGAGUCCACUCUGCAUGCAUUUGCCUUUUCUUAUUCCAUGCUGGGAGAAGAGAUCCAGCUGCAUUUCAUCAUUCCAAAGUCAAAGGAGCACCAUUUUGUCUUCAGCCAACCAGGAAGACAAUUGGAAAGCAUGAGGCUGCCACUCGUCACAGACAAGAGUGAAGAUUACAUAAAAAGCCCCACUUUUACUCCCACCACUGGUCGUCAUGAACAUGGACUUUUCAAUUUAUACCAUGCAAUGGAUGGAGCCAGUCAUCUGCACGUGUUAGUAGUCAAGGAGUAUGAAAUGGCCAUAUAUAAGAAGUAUUGGCCCAACCACAUCAUGCUUGUUCUCCCAAGCAUUUUCAACAGUGCUGGAGUAGGUGCUGCACACUUCCUGAUAAAAGAGCUGUCUUAUCAUAACCUGGAGCUGGAACGAAAUCGGCAGGAGGAGCUGGGGAUAAAACCCCAGGACAUCUGGCCUUUCAUUGUCAUUUCAGAUGACUCCUGUGUGAUGUGGAAUGCAGUAGAAGUUGAUUGUUCAGGAGACAGGAAAAGUGACUAUACAUGGAGCGAAAGGAAUGUUUCCUUGAAGCAAAUUCUGCAACAUAUUGAAGCAACUCCUGAUGUCACUCACUACGCCCUAAUUGGGAUGAGGAAAUGGUCCAGUAAAACCAACAGUGCUGAGAUCAAGGAACCAUUCUCCUGCUGCCACGUGCAUGAUUUCAUUAUGCUAAAUGUUGAUCUGACACAGAAUGUACAGUACAAUCAGAACAGGUUCACGUGUGAUGAUGUUGACUUCAACUUGCGUGUCCACAGCGCUGGCCUCCUCCUCUGCCGCUUCAACCACUUCAGUGUCAUGAAGAAGCAGAUUGCAGUGGGAGGACAGAGGUCCUUCCACAUCAAGUCCAAGGUAUCCGACACUCCCGUGUCAGUCUCCCCUGCUCAGUACAUCUGUGCCCCUGACAGCAAGCACACCUUCUUGGCAGCACCUGCUCAGUUGCUCCUGGAAAAGUACCUCCAGUACCACAGCCACCGCUUCUUCCCUCUCUCUCUGAAGAACUUCAGCCACCCAGUGCUGUCUGUGGACUGUUACCUGAACUUGGGACCACAGAUUGCAGUUUGCUACGUGAGCUCUCGGCCUCACUCUCUGAAUAUCAGCUCCUCUGGUCUGACAUUCAGUGGCCUCCUGCUGUACCUCUGUGACUCCUUUGUUGUAGCUAGCUUUUUGAAGAAGUUUCAUUUCCUUAAAGGUGCCACCCUGUGUGUGAUCUGCCAAGACCGCAAUUCCCUUCGCCAGACCGUGGUGCGGCUGGAGCUGGAGGACGAGUGGCAGUUCCGCCUGCGGGAUGAGUUCCAGACUGCCAAUGCCAAGGAGGACAGGCCACUGUUCUUCCUGACUGGACGACACAUCUAAGUGGAAAGAGACACAUUUCCUGAAUGAUCCCAGAGACUAAUUGCCACCAUCUCAUUAAAUGACUUUGGAGAGGCUCUGCUCUCCGAACAGAGACAGGACUGUUUUCCACUGCUUGUUAGAAUGAUACCAAAUCAGACACGUUUCCAAACACUGAAAUGACUCUUCUAAUUUAACUGUCUGAUGGAAGUCAUACCCCAUUCUUGGGAGAGAUGCAGACAUGACUCUGCAGGGUGGCAAUCAUUUUGGAUCAGAAGGGAGGUCAGUGAGCGCACUUCUUGACAAAAACGUCACACGCCAGUCCACGUGCAAGAGGUUUAGAAAACUUUCUGUACAUUCCAGAAACAGAAAAUGUAAAUUUAGGAGCAGAUUUUGUUUUACAGAUCUUAUUUAUCUAACAGUUGGCACAAGGCAACAGGAAUUGUUACAGUUUUGUAGUGCACUGCCACGGAUUGAUCCAGGUGGGCUUUUUAUAUGAAGAUUUGUAAAGUAUAUUUCUUUAAUAGUGGGAACUCAGUGGGGCUCAGUUGGAGCCUUAAUUUUUGGGACAGGUGCCACACUGGAUAGUUUCACCAUACAGGACUCCUGGGACAGAAGCAUAAUUAUAAAUCUGGUUUUAUUAGCAUAAAGAAGAGAGUCAAGGAAGUAGAUUUUAAAAUGAGAUCUGAACAUUUAAUCCUGAAACUGAAAUUAUCCUGAGUAACUCAAGAGAUUCAAUGGUGAUACUGACCUGCAAGUGACUUAUUGCUUCUACAACACUGGUGGUUUCUGGUUUCUGACUGAAUUGUUGCACUGGCUGCAGAGCUCAAGCUGGGCCCAGUGCACUCAAGACAGCAGAUUCUCUGAAACACUCCUAAUACACAUUCUGGGGAUAUUUUCUUGCCACGGUGCUUCUAAAGGGUGAUAAAACAGAGACUGCAUCUCCAAGGAGAUGGAGCUCUAGAAACAUGUUGCAGAAUAGCACCAGGCAUCACGUAUUUUGUAUACUCUACAUGUGAAGUCACAGUGGUCACAGUCUUUGUCUGGCUUUUUUGGAAAUACUCUCUGAGCUGCAAACUCCAUGUUUGUCUUUAUAGGAUCAGUGCUCACUUCACUCAGUCCAGGUGCAGGAAGGAUUAGUACAGACACUGUCAGGAGACUUCUAAUAUUUGGGCAGCCCUUCCUUGCUGUACAGACCAGUGGGAGGAUCAUUGGUUUUGUGCUGAUGAAUGCCAGGAGGGGGCUGAGUCCAUGAAAUGCAGACAUCAGUAUGACUAGGCCAAAGAGCUCAUUUAGGCUCAUUUACACAACGUAAAGGUAAGUUCUGUGGGUCUGAGAGACUUAGAUCCCGUUUACUAGGUGGCUGCUAGAGGUCAGUGUGUUUCCACAUGUCAUUGUCCUUGUUUCUGAGGGAGAAUUGACUUUUUGGGAAGGAAGGUGAGCAUUGUCCUGUGUAAAUAGUAUUACCCGUUCAGCUAUCACCAGUUGAUUAGUUAAUUUAAACUUGUUUAAAGAAGCAUGACAUUGAUGUCUAGUUCAUAGUCUUUAUCAGUAAAGUUCAUGCUGCAUGGACAUCUGUCUUGGUGAUGCACAGGACCAACAAGCACAUUUUUAAGGGGAUAAAAAAAGGGUUAGCUGAAAGGAGUAAAUACCACUGAGGAAUGCUCCGAACUGACCAAGGGGAUAUCCCGUGCUGCUUCAUGGCCUGCAGCACAACACAGGCGAGAGGGUCAUACAGGAAUUCAGAAGGAAGGACAGUGGGUUGAAAUCUCCUUUUCUGUACCCAAAUACUUAAGCAGCUUGUACUGAGUGUCUGUUAACUCUUCUGGUGUUUUAACUUUGCAAGUCUUCAGACAACCAUUUUCUGCAAGAAACUGGAAAA